AUGGAGUACACCAGAAGGCUGCCAUCUUUAGUCCCGCCUAUAAAACAUUCUUCAGGCGUCACAGUCAGCGAACUAAUCGACUUUCCAGCUCCAGCGUACUUCAUAAGGGUUUCGAGCGAAUUCAUAGAGCGCAACACAAUCUGGCCUUGGUCCCCAGCACAAACUAGAAAAUCCCCACAACUACUCAGCUCAAGGCAGCUCAGCCGACCAUUUGAUUCGACAAGUAUGGAAAAUACAAGUCCCGUCUCGCGAACCACUUAUUACGAGAUCGAGCUCGGUACUCGCGUACAAGCACGUGAUGAUGUCAUCGUGGCCGCAGAGAAUGUGAAAUGGAGUGUCGCCAAUUACGAAAUCCUUCCAAGGGAUUUCGGUUCUCGAACGGGAUCUCUUUUCGGGAAUAGAACUCUUACCUGCAACGCAGCUCACAACGUCUUUGUGAUGUCGGACACUCUGCACCAUUCUUCCAUCACUGAGGGACAUGACCUGAAAACUAUUUUCCCAGUUGCCACAGGAGAUGAGAAAGCUCUCAGAUGGUGUUUGCAAGGUGGCAAAGCAUUGUGCUCCAAGCUCAAAGUUAUCAGCAAGAGGACUCCCAAUUUUACAAGGGGAGAGUACAUCGGAACCAAUCCCAAAGAAAGGAUCCUACACGAGAAUCCAAAUUUAGAAUGCACAACACACAGUAUAUGUAUAUGUACAUGGAGUAAAAGCUCUACAAAUUAUACACCAUAA
Striga asiatica is the source of this 729-nucleotide messenger RNA. The record is from the annotation of a GenBank genome assembly. NCBI's taxonomy places the organism in Eukaryota, Viridiplantae, Streptophyta, Magnoliopsida, Lamiales, Orobanchaceae.